AUGGAAAACUAUUCUCAUCAAUUUUUCAAAAUAAUUUGUAGAAAGGACAAAACUACUGCGAUCUCACAUCAACUUCUCAAUCAGUGCCAAAAAGCGGACAGUGAAUGGUGUUAUAGACACCACACUGGUUCUGCCGAGAUGAUCCGAAGCGAUAGCUUGCCAACAGGUGCAGAACUGCAGCAAAGGAUGGAAUUGCUUCCUUCUGGUGUCCUUUCAAAUGGAGAGGAAACUCAAGUGUCUGAAUAUUUGCGCGCCUUGGAGUUAUACAGACAAAAUAGAUCGGGUCAAGCAUCACCAGAAAAAUCGAAUGGAUAUUCGGAGCAAAAUGCGGUGACAACAUCUUCAACUACUGAACAACACAAUACGCCUAAUUGUUUUCAAAACUCGCGUGAAACUGAGUCCACAAAUCAAUCAGCUAGGGCUACACAAGAAAAUGCAACACAAUACUUCUCCACGUCUAACAGUUUGAUGGGCUACACUCAGUUGUACAAUAUACCACGGGAUAUGAAGGAAUUAGACUGCAAGAAUUAUGGAAAGGAUCAGUUGGAGCGGAACCAUUCUCCAGAAUCAACAUACUAUCAUCAAGCACCUCAUCAUUUUGUUCCAGGAACAGACACUCUGAGAUGUAUUGAACAGGAACAUGAAAACCAAUCUACCAAAGAAACACCUACCAGUGAUGCGCAUAACGUUCUUCAUCCAGAAUGUUCUAUGACAGAUUCUGCCUCUGAAAGCCAUUCCGCUCAAAAAUUGUGUGAUGGUUUUCAGCCAAUGACGGAAAAUGCGCUUUCCGGUUCAGAGUCUCCUGAUACAAGCUUGAACAAGAAUUUUACAAAAUUGGAACCGUCAAACAUCUUUGUUGCAAACAACAUGUCGAUAAACAUACUGCCAACUCCGCCGCCAACCCCUCCCAAAGCUUCACCGGGUUCUUCCACUUUGCAGCAAGAGCAUGAAGGCACAAAACCAAAAUUCCAGCAACAUGAAAAGAAGGGUGAUGUUUCUCCAGGUCAACUUACGUCAAAAAACCAAACACAAAAACAAGAACCACAAGGAAAUAAGGCCAAAAGUCAACUACAAAAUCCGGAACAAUUUCAACAACAAGAAUCACAGCUACCUUAUGUACCAACACAACUUCAAUCGCCUCCUGUACUCCAGGGAAUGCAGCAAGAUCACACUAUUCCAGAAAAAGAACAUGAGCUAUCAGUACGGGAGAAAAUACCAAGCGACGUACGAACAGAUCCGCAAGCAGCUGUAAAACCAACAGCCCCUGUAAAUCCACUUGAACAGUUCUCCGUGGACACCAUACUCAUGUCAUUGCUCUCGGAACCACUACCAUACGAAAGCUGUUCUUUCCUGAGACCAACGUAUGAACUUUGUGUUGAAACACAAGCAAAGAUUGAGGCCAAAAAAGAAUUGGCCACCAAUAAAGAUUUUGAUGAAAAUGUGGUUGAAAUAGAAGAGGAAGUGGAAAAACAAGACCAGAAGGUUGUCGAGGAUGUUCCUGUACAACCGAUCAUAAUACCAGAUCCAGUGCAACCGAUUAUACUACCAGAUUCAGUGCAACCGAUUAUAGUACCAGAUCUAGCGCCACCGACCAUGGUAUCAGAUCCAGUGCGACCGAUCAUAUUAAAAGCUGAAGUGCCACAAAUGACUCCUCCAAAAACUACUAUAAAAAGAGGUCGACCAAAAGGCAGUAGGAAUUCAAAACCGAGGACGGAAAAUAAACGGACCAAGAAGCAUAAACGUGAUUUUGUCGAUGAUGGUGAUUUCUAUGAAGAUUACAGCAGUGAUAGUGAAGAUUACACGGAGGUCGUUCGAAAAAUUGAAGCUGCUUGCACUAAAGGAAGAACAACGAUGAACAGUAAAAAAUGCAAUGCAAAGGAUAAUCACGGUGCUUCGACAUCAAAAGACGAAAGAAAUUCUUUUUUUGACGAAUCCGCGAUGACAUCCGAAUCUGAUUAUGCUGAAACACUAGAGUCAUCGCGGAGAAAAAAAUACCACAAAACUGCAGCAACAUCGUCAAAGACAAACCUGGAAAAUGAUGAGACCCCUAUCGAAAGUGAUUUGAAAAUUUUGAAGCCAAUAAAACACAUCCAAACAAAACGGAAUAACAGGAAUGUUCAUCCUCCUGCAAAGAAAAAUAGAAACGAUAUUCCCAUGAAAGAUUACAAGAAGAUCUCAGAUAAAGUCAUACAUUCUCUUUUCAAUCAAGUAUUGACCCCCGCCAAAUCAGAGCGUAGCCAGUUUUCAGAAAAUUUCGAAUCGCCAAUAAUCCGUCGAGCAAUUUACAACCAGAGUUCUCAUUGUUAUGCAAUAUCCGCAGUGCAAUUGGCGCUUCGAGUUCCACAAAUAUACUCGAUGAUACGUAGACAUUCACACAAGAAAAAGAAGACUCGUUCAGAAUGUACGAGUUGCAAGUUGGGCGAGCUUAUGUCAACAGUACCACAGAGGGAAGAUUUUCCAGUUUUCAUUGACAUACUCCAAACCAAAUGGUUAAAUAUGGAAGCACAAGAAAUGCAUUGCGUCAUGGAAACAAUGGAAUAUUUAUUCGAUUUCCUGGAUAAGGAAUACAUGGAGAAUCUUUCUCGCUGUGGUCGAAGAAACUCAAAGAGCAGCACUCCACUCAGAAAAAUGUUUUCUAUUCAACAAAUUGACAAAUCCAAAUGCAAGGCGUGUCUUCGUGAGAGUACUCAGACAAACACUUUUCUUCACAUCACUGUUGAGACAAAGAGGAAGUUUGAUGGCACUAUGCAGGAUUCGAUUGACUGUCUGUCUCGAGAGUCCGGAUGGCGUGACGACCAUUGUCUUCAAUGCAGUCACCUGCUUUACAGCACUUUGAGCUUUGUCAAACUUCCCAAGGUUCUUCUGUAUUUUGUUCCACGAGCUCAACCAAGACGGAAGAAAGAUUUGACCGUGAUUACUAUACAAGACCAGAUUGUUGUCAAAGAUAGAAAAAGAGAGCACACGUAUUUGUUAUGCGCUUUUGUAGCUCAUUACGGACCACGUGGAAACAGUGGACACUACAAAACCUUUGAAGUCGAUCGUUCAGAAGGAGUCCAAUACAUUGAAUACGAUGAUGGAAAGGUCACGAUGAACUCGGCACUUCCCAAUGACAUCCACGUUGUUCUUGCGUUGUUCCGUAGAGAGGAUGCUGUUGCUAAGGAUGCGCACACCGACAUGAUUUUUAAUGGAAAUGGAAAUAUGACGUUUGCGCAUGAAAAAUAUUGCGAAAAAGACUAG
This is a messenger RNA of Caenorhabditis remanei, 3237 nucleotides long. RefSeq lists its product as uncharacterized. The coding region runs from base 1 to 3237 and encodes 1078 amino acids. NCBI's taxonomy places the organism in Eukaryota, Metazoa, Nematoda, Chromadorea, Rhabditida, Rhabditidae. The transcript has 12 exons. Gene Ontology annotation, molecular function: cysteine-type deubiquitinase activity. The record is from RefSeq and is a predicted model, not a curated record.